Cydia pomonella (codling moth) is the source of this 678-nucleotide messenger RNA. RefSeq lists its product as uncharacterized. The transcript is spliced from 3 exons. The coding region runs from base 192 to 638 and encodes 148 amino acids. NCBI's taxonomy places the organism in Eukaryota, Metazoa, Arthropoda, Insecta, Lepidoptera, Tortricidae. The record is from RefSeq and is a predicted model, not a curated record.
UCUUCUCUUUCCGAACAGAAUUUUACUUUUAUGCAAUGACAGUAUCAAUCAAUCACUUCAUGUUUUAGUUUUGAUACGCCUGAAUUUUGAAUGUUGUGAAAUCGUACUAAUUAAUCCAUUAAUGUAGCUUAACAAAACCUCUAAAUUAAAUAAAUCUUCUUAGUUACAACUUAAAUUCAAAAUUUCUCAUAAUGGGUUGUAUGUGUUGUUCAUUUAGUUCGUUUGUAUCUGUUUGUCUAAAUGCAUUUGAGAGAGCUACAGUGUGCACAGUGUGUGCAGUAUUAACAUUUUUUUUGCUAUUCACAAUAUUAGCCGUGUUGGCCAUCGGAGUCGGUAUUGGAUUUCACUAUUGUUUUGUGACACAGACUGUGGAAGAAAUGUCCAAAGCCGCAAAACUAACUGCUGGUUCUCAAGAAGGUAGGAGAGCAGGUAGUGAACUGAACGGGUUGAGGCGCGCGAACGUGGUGCGAGCAGUGGAGCAGGGUGCCCAGCGAGCAGCGGCCCUGAGGCGCCACCUGCAACGCCGGGAAAUUGCGGACUUGCCACCAUUUAGCAACAACCAAACGGCUAAUUUAUCUGCCUUAUCGUUGAAAGAGGAUUUAGUUAAGCAAAAUGUGUCAAAAUGUAUCAAUUGUUAAAGUGUGAACACGGUUUGAGAAUUUUUGUUACAAGGAAUAU